Rotaria sp. Silwood1 is the source of this 1011-nucleotide messenger RNA. NCBI's taxonomy places the organism in Eukaryota, Metazoa, Rotifera, Eurotatoria, Philodinida, Philodinidae. The record is from the annotation of a GenBank genome assembly.
AUGACUUUGUUUAAUCGAAUACUGCUUAUUUAUUCUGUAAUACAGAUUUUGAAAUCUGAUCCAAUAAAUCGUAAUAUAAUAAUUGAUGAUAAUUUUGAUGACUGGUUAAAUGUUCCAUCCUAUAGUGAUCCAAUGGAUAAUAUAAAUGGUACAGUUUAUCAAGAAAGUCCAUGGUUUCCUUCAAUAGAAAUUCCCGAUUGUCAUGAUACAGAUUCGAACAUGCCAACUGAUAUACCAAAACAUAUUUACAAUCCAAAUGUAAAUAUAAUUGAAUUUAAAAUAGCUCACGAUACUACAUCAUUGUACGUAUAUUGUCGUGUGGUUGAUGGUGGAGUCAUUGGUAAGACUUCAGUUGGACCGCAUGCAUUUAAUCGAAGUGAUCCAUCAAAACCGUCAGCUGGAAGAUUUUAUAUAAUAACAGCAAUGAAUGUUGAUAUGAAUGAUACAACAGGUGCUUGGUUACAUGGAGGUGGUUAUUAUCCAACUGCACCCGGAUUUGAUGGAAAUUUUGAAUUUGAAUUCUUCAAUGGUACAUACAAUCAAGGUGCAUAUGUUGAUUAUGGUGCUAAUAAUACUAAUGAGACAAGUUAUACAAGAGAACAAAUUAUACAAAACAAGUUUGUAUUGCGUCCUGCCACUUCUGGAUAUUUCACUCAAUAUGUUUAUUGGACACAAAAGCCAACUCCAGAUGAAAUCAAAAGAUGUUUAGAUGGACCAUAUGAAUUACCUAAUCCAUAUAAUAAUAGUUAUAUCUGUUUUAGUAAAGAUUUAGCACCAGGACCAUACAAUGGCAUUGUAACUUAUGCACAGAGUACAAAAGGUAACGAAAUCGAAAUGCGAGCACCAUUUCAAGGAUUAUUAUUAAAUAAAGAUACAGGCCUGCCAACUUUACAAUUAGGAAUGACAAUAAAUAUAACAAUAUCAUUUGAGACAGGUCCAGAAUAUUCAUUACCGCAAGAAUGGGUCUCGGAUACAACACCAACAAUUCAAUAUACACUAUCAGAAAGAUAG